AUGGUUGUAAAUAUUAAAUCAUUUACCUCUCUAGAGAAAAUUGUAAAAAAAUUAGCAUUUAAACAUGUGGAAACUAUCAAAACAGCUAAUUUAAAUUUUAAUACAUGCGAAAAUAGUGUUCCGAUAGAUGAAAAAGAUGUUACUAGAAUUUUCAAAAUUGUGGAUGAAUAUACUUUAACAGAAAAUUCAUUACAUAUUAAAAAAGGUGUAGAAGAACUAUUAAAGUGCAGUGAAAAUAUUUUUAAAACAAAUCCAAACAACUUUUUAAUGCCAACAUCCUCUGCAAGUGCUCCUCUCAACCCACCAAUUUAUGAUUUGUUGUUAGAAAUAUUUUGCAAUACAUCCCAACUAGAAAGACAAUAUUAUUUUCACAAAUUAGCAGAAUGUUACUAUAACCACCUUCAGAUUACAAAAUCUGUUGUAACAAAAGAAGAAUUCGAAGAUCAAAUAAAGCAGUACCUUCCUUAUAUCAAAAUGGAAAUGAUCCUGUUUUAUUCAAAAAUAAAACCGUUAAAUAAACCAAAAUUGUUAGAAGCCAUUUCUGAAUUAAUCGAAGUAAUUCUCUAUCCUAAAAUACUAAGAGAAGAAUGUUACAAAAUUGUUAGCAAUAAACUAGGAACCGAAAAUUACGAAUUUUUAAAAUACGACCUGAAUUUUAUUGAAGAACGACCAGGAUUCUUAGGAGAUUAUUACAAACUUAAUAUUUUUGUUAAAUAUCAAGAUAAUGAAGAUAUUAUUCGUUGCUUCGCCAAGUACAUGCCUACAACCAAUGAGACAACAAUACUUUUGGCUAAAUUUACUUUUAAGAAAGAAAUAUUUUUCUACAAUGAUUUCAUUCCAACAAUUGAAGCUCUAGGAGAGAAAGGUUUAACGGACUUUUUACCAAAAUGUUAUCUUUGCAAAUCAAAUGAUUACAUCAUAUUAGAAGACCUAUCGUAUCACAAUUAUACCAGUGCGUCAAUUUUUGUUCCCGCUGAAUAUGACUGGUUAAUAUUAGUUAUCAAACAAAUGGCAAAAAUACAUGCUUGUUCCUUUGUUUUCGAAGAAAAAACGUCAAAGAAAAUGGGAAAAAAAAUUCGUUUGGAUGAAGUUUACAAACCAUUUCUUACAGAAUACCUUUUCUCUGAGACGAAUCCGACCGGUGGCGUAAUAUUAAAUGGAACACGAUUGGUUGACACUUAUUUUCUUGAAAAAUUUGUAGAUAGUAAUUCUCUUGAGGAUGUGAGAACGAAAACUACAAAGGCUUUUAAAAAAAUGUAUAAAGAUAUCGAAGUAUCUGACAUCUAUAGAAAUGUUAUAUGUCAUGGAGAUAUGUGGGGAAGCAAUAUACUAACUAAAUAUAAUAAAAAUGUACCUGUUUCUUGCAGACUGGUUGAUUAUCAAAUGAUCAGAUACUGUUCUCCUAUAGUUGAGCUGCUAUUUCUCAUUGAAAUUAAUACAAACCAAACUAUACGAAAUAAAUUUUAUCAAAAGUUCUUGGAUACUUACUUUUCUGAACUAAAUGAUUGUUUGAAACGUCAUGAUAUCAAUAUUGAUGAAAUAUAUGAUUAUAACACUUUCUUAAAAGCAUGCAGUUAUUAUAAACUAAGUGUUAUCUGUAUGGUUCUUACUUAUAUUCAAGUUGUUUUUAUACCCAAAGAAAUAAUGGUAGAAAUUAAUGGAAAUGUUGAAAAAGCACGACAGUAUUUGCAGGACGGUGAUAGAGCUGAUGUAUUAGACAAUGCAAUGAAACAUGAUAUUUUCGCCUCUAAAAUUCAAGAAACAAUGGAAGAAUUUCUUGAAGAAUUGAAGAAAAGCACUAGUUUGUGA
This is a messenger RNA of Psylliodes chrysocephalus, 1809 nucleotides long. Lineage: Eukaryota; Metazoa; Arthropoda; Insecta; Coleoptera; Chrysomelidae. The record is from the annotation of a GenBank genome assembly.